Molecule: messenger RNA, 1229 nt
Organism: Micropterus dolomieu (smallmouth bass)
Lineage: Eukaryota; Metazoa; Chordata; Actinopteri; Centrarchiformes; Centrarchidae
Exons: 2
Coding region: 118-1215 (365 amino acids)
Source: RefSeq, a predicted model, not a curated record
UUUGUCUGGGGAGGGAAGCCCAGUCAGAUCGCUCAUGCUACUUUAGUGAAUUCAGUGAGCCGGGGGGGGCUCAACCUCAGGGACUUGGGUACGGUAUGGAGGGCACAGAGGAUCAAGAUGGUACAGAGGCUGCUCGCUGGGGGGGGUCUGGCUUUUUGGCUGGACUUCUUUCAUGAGCAGGUGGGGCGGUGUGGGCCCUGUGGUUUGUUUAACCUCUGUGGGGUCCCCACUGCCUCGCAACUUGAGCUUCUUGAUCCUCUUUUUGCGGAGGCGCUUCAGGUGUGGGGCAGGGUCCGCAGGCUCCUUGGGACCUCCAUCGGGACACGUGAGCAGGUAUUGGCACAGCCGCUUAAACGAAACCCGUGUCUGCCCCUGGUGGGGCGACUCAUGGCCAUUCGCCCCUACUCAAUGUGCGGUUUCCAUCAGGUCCGCCACCUGGUGGCUGGUGGAGGGGGUAUUGAUGGGGAGCGGGUCACUUGUGUCCUCCGUACUCAUGGUGUGUUUCAGAGUUUCAGGGCCGUGGCGCGCUGGUGUUCCAGGGUGGAGGCGGCCCUCCCGGGCUCCUGGGUGCUGGCUCUGAUGCGGGGAUCUACGGCCCAGCGGAGUGAGCAUGGCAGUCCGGACGUCUCCCUUCCUGAGUUCCAUCUGCUGGGGGAUGGCCCUCCCACGUCGCUGGCUUUCAUGACGCCCAAGAAAUGGUACCAACUACUGAUUCAGGAGGUGCGGCGGCCGCCAACGGCGGAGGUGGUGUGGGGGCAGCUGUUCCCUGGCUGGGAGACAGGGGACAUUUGGUGCCGGGUGGACCUCCGCUUUGCUGGGCCUGCGGUCUUCGCCACAGAGUUUAAGAUUCGCCACCGGCGGAUCUUCACCGGUGUGGUUUUAUCUCAUGUGGAUGCAGAGAGGUUUUCACGGGUGUGUGCUGUAUGUGGGACUGAUGAUGAGACCCUGGAGCACCUGUUUCUCCGCUGCCCGGAGCUCGUCUCCUUCUGGGUGGCAGUAUGCAGCUUGUUGGCACGGUGCUGUGCCUGGGCUGCUGACUCAGAAACUGGCCUGAUAUGGACAAUGCUGUUCGGGCUCCCAAAAGGAGCCAGGUCGCCCUGCCCAUGGGCAAUAAACAUUGUCAUGGCUCUGGCCCGCCAGGCCGUGUACAGGGCGAGAAAUUAUCGGCUUUUUGGGGACAAGGUGGUUCAAGAAAAGCUGAUGUUUAACUUUUGAAUGGUGCUGUUUUU